This is a messenger RNA of Megalops cyprinoides (Indo-Pacific tarpon), 5259 nucleotides long. Its product is annotated as T-lymphoma invasion and metastasis-inducing protein 2-like. The record is from RefSeq and is a predicted model, not a curated record. Gene Ontology annotation, biological process: activation of GTPase activity; small GTPase-mediated signal transduction; positive regulation of axonogenesis. The coding region runs from base 220 to 5259 and encodes 1679 amino acids. The transcript is spliced from 27 exons. NCBI's taxonomy places the organism in Eukaryota, Metazoa, Chordata, Actinopteri, Elopiformes, Megalopidae. Gene Ontology annotation, cellular component: membrane; synapse. Gene Ontology annotation, molecular function: guanyl-nucleotide exchange factor activity; protein binding.
AUAAGAGAAAGAAUUGCGUUUAGUUAAAAUAACAGUGAGACGUCUCGAAGUGCAAUACUUUUUGGAAGUGGAUGGAAUUAUUCAACUGUACGUUAUCGAACGUCUUUUAGAGUCAUCGUUAGGAUAACUACGUGAAAACAUCUGGUGAGCAAUUGGAAGGAGGAGGACCAUGUGCACCAGUAGGGUUUGCCCUGAAGAGGAACGCCGAAACUGAUCGCGAUGGGAAACUCUGACAGCCUGUACAGCAUCCCGGGGCCCAAGGGCAACGGCUUCAUCUUCCCAGGGAAACAGAAGUCCUGCUCUCUGAGGUUCCGCUCAGCCAAAGAGGAGGCCCUGUCUCCCCACAGCUGGUGGAGGGGCAGAGAAGGGGGCUCGGGGUACAAGUCCCGGGCAGCGGGGCGGAGCUGCCUGACCCAGCACAAGAGCAGCCAGCCAUACCUGUCCCAUCACUAUGACUACGUCAGCCACGGGAGCAAGCGCUGGGCCAGUCUCCCCCAAGACUGCGCGCAGACGGGGUCUCUGUUGCCCGCCGAAAACGGCUACCCCCACGGCUACAGCGGGCAUGGCUACAAGGCGGGCCGGAGCGGGCGGGCGCUGAAUGGGUUCGGGGUGGCAGACGGGGCGGGGCUAUGGGCGCCGGCGGAGGACGAGAGCAGCCCCAAAGUGCUGCUGAGUGAGGACGGCAGCUUGAGGGUGGAGUUCACCAACGCGGGCGGAGCCAAACCCGCGCCGGACGGCUACCGCGGCUGGGGCGGGUCUGAGGGCUCGGAGGACUCGGCAGGACCUGUGCAGCUGCUGAAAUACUCCCCCGCCUUCGAGAUGGCAGCCCCACCCGGCCGGCCUGAGCCCCCACCCGACUGUGCCCUCAGGACCAGCCAGGGCAGCUCGCUGAGCUCCGACGGCUCCUGGUACGACUCUCCCUGGGGGCCCGGCGUGGAGCUGAGCGAUGCUGACCACACCUGCUCCUCCGGCCUCACCGCGGACACCGGCAGAGACUGCGGCCACUGUCCCGAGCAGGGCGGGGCCGCCACACCCCCCUCCCGGCUCCCUGAGAACACCACACCCCCCUCCCGCUUCCCGAAUGAUGCCACACCUCCCUUCCGCCUCCCUGAGGAGCUCCUGUCUCUGCCGGGAGAGCUGGGGGGGUUUGACCUCCACCCCUCCCCAGUGUCCAGCGCUGACCUCCACAGGGACCCCCCCGCUCUCCCCCCUUCCACUCAGACGCUGGACUCCCCCCUCUCCCCACAGCGGGUCUCCGUGGCCUCCGUUCCGGACGUGUCCCUGGGGGGAGACUGUCCCGCUGGCCGGCGCUACGCCUCCUACACUCUGCCCUGCCGCAAGCCCAGGCCCGUCGCUGACGGCAACGGCAGGAAGGACGCGCUCAAGAGCCGCAUCCGGCGCAUCAGCGACUGGACAGGAAGCCUGAGCAGGAAGAGGAGGAAGCUGCAGGAGCCCCGGAGCAGUGACGGUGCCGACUGUUUUGACAGCGGGGUGGACGGGCUGACAGCGGACUCAGGCUCCGUCUCCCUGGCGUCGGGGCCGCUGUGGCAGGCGGGCAUCGGCCAGGGGGCAUCGGCCCUGUGCGUGGCCUCUGGCGGCGACGCCCUGCGGCAGAACAUCUACGAGAGCUUCAUGCGGGAGCUGGAGGUGGGGCCAGGGCCGGAGGAGCGGGCGGGGCAGACGGAGGGGGCGGAGCCCUCUGAGGGUGAGGGGGACGGCACGGCCGACUCCAGCAGCGAAUCACGGGGCUCACUGGAGCAGCUGGACCUGCUGCUGGAGAAGGAACAGGGCGUGGUGCGGAGGGCCGGAUGGCUCUGCUUCAAAGCCCUGCUCACCCUCAGCAAGGACAGGAAGCUGGAGCUCGCCCCCCGCCGCCGCUGGAAGCAGCACUGGGUCACACUCAAAGGCUGCACACUCCGGUUCUAUGAGACCUACGGGAAGAACACGCCUGAGCAGGACCUCUCCCCCUGCCACGCCCUGCUGGCUGAGGACAGCAUCGUGCAGGCCGUCCCCGAGCACCCCAAAAAGGAGCACGUCUUCUGCCUGAGCAACGCCUACGGGGACGUCUACCUGUUCCAGGCCAGCAGCCAGACGGACCUGGAGAACUGGGUGACGGCGAUCCACUCAGCCAGCGCCUCGCUGUUCGCCAAGCGGCACGGGAGGGAGGACACGGUGCGGCUGCUCCGGAGCCAGACGCAGGGUCUGCUGCAGAAGAUCGACAUGGACGGCAAGAUGAAGAAGAUGGCCGAGCUGCAGCUGUGUGUGGUGAGCGACCAGAAGAACAGGAGGGCCAUCGAGAGCCAGAUCCAGCAGUGGGAUCAGAACCUGGAGAAGUUCAACGUGGACCUGUUCCGCCUGCGCUGUUACCUGGCCAGCCUGCAGGGCGGCGAGCUCCCCAACCCCAAGAGCCUCCUGGCCGCCGUCAGCCGCCCCUCCAAGAUGGCCCUCGGUCGGCUGGGUCUCUUCUCCGUGUCCUCCUUCCAUGCCCUGAUCUGCUCGCGGGACGAGGCCGCUCUGAGGAAGCGCUCUCGCUCGGUGUCCCAGGCCGUGAGGAGUAAGCGGCGGCUCUUCUCCUCUCUGAAGGGGCUGGACAGCCUGACCCGCCGCAGCCGGGACAAGAGGCAGCCAGUGACACAGAUUUUCGAGAGUAAUGGUGGAGGACAGCUGAGCCAUCUUCCCCCCAGCAGCUCAGAGAGGUUGGAUGGCUUGGUUACCCAGUGCUCAACAGCACCACCUGAAGGCAGUCACUGGGACAUCAGUUUGGAGACUCCAGCCUGUGUGGUGAUGCCAGACAGCCAGGUCAUCUCUGUGGCAGUGAAACAGGAUCACUCUGUGGAGGAGGUGCUCACCCUGGCCUGCAAGCUGAAGCAGCUGGAGCCCAGCCAGUACUGCCUGCGUCUGCGCAGACGGGUCGGGCAGAGCACCGAGCUCAGCACGCCUGCACCCAGAGACCUCGUCCUGGACCUGAUUUACGACGAGCUGGAGGUCUGUCCCCUCAAUGUGUACACCUUAUGCAUGUCACGUCCCACCAGCACAGUGGACUUCGGGUUCGCGGUCACCGGCCAUGUGGACGGAUUUGGGAACAGCAGGGUCUUUGUCAGCGAGGUGCUCCCUGAGGGUCUGGCCUUCACCGAGGGCCUGCGAGGGGGUGACGAGAUCCUGGUUCUGAACGGGAGGAGUGUGUCCACGCUGGACUUGGGUCUGAUGCAGACCCUCUUCAGCGAGCAGACGCUUAACCUGACUCUCCGACGAGAAGACACCGCUGCAGGAGACCAGAACUCCGCCUGGCCCGAGUCCGACCCGAACGGCCUCUGCCAGCCCAUCCCGCCCCCCAGCCAAUCACAGCUGCUGGAGGAGUUCCUGGAGCAGCAGGGGGCCGCCCAGGUGAUCUCAGAUGUGUCUCGUGUCCCGGAUGGUGGUUCCGUGGGGCCUGGUUCUGAGGAUGGCCCGCUGCACCUUCGACCCAGUAACGGGACGGACCAGGCGGGGAAGACCGUGGAGACCGUCUGCACCGUGUACCACACCUUCCAGGAGACCCCCGUGGGCGUGGCCGAGGCCCAGAAGGAGCCGCCCACCCGCAGCCCCGAUCCCGACCCUGCCCGGCCCUGCCCCCGCCACAUGUCCGUCACCGAGAGGCUGCGCAAGGUCAUCCAGGAGCUGCUGGACACAGAGAGGUCCUAUGUCAAGGACCUGAGCUGCCUGUUUGAAGUCUACCUGAAGCCCCUGCAGGAAGAGACCUUUCUCAGCCUGGAUGAGAUGGAGUCUCUGUUCGGCAGCCUGCCGGAGAUGCUGGACUUCCAGAGGGUGUUCCUGCAGACCCUGGAGGAGCGCAUUGCCUCGUCCCCAGACUUCAGCACCCUGGAGACCCCCGCGCAGUUUAAGAAACUUCUCUUCUCGCUGGGCGGCUCCUUCCUCUACUACGCUGAUCACUUCAAGCUCUACAGCGGGUUCUGUGCCAACCACAUCAAGGUCCAGAAGGUUCUGGAGAGAGCAAAGACAGACAGAGCCUUCAAGGAGUUCCUGGAGGCGAGGAACCCCACGAAGCAGCACUCCUCCACGCUGGAGUCCUACCUGAUCAAACCCGUGCAGAGAGUGCUGAAAUACCCACUGCUGCUCCGAGAGCUGGUGUCUCUGACCGACAGCGACAGCGAGGAGCACUACCACCUCACAGAGGCCCUGAAGGCCAUGGAGAAGGUGGCCAGCCACAUCAACGAGAUGCAGAAGAUCUAUGAGGACUAUGGCACGGUGUUUGACCAGCUGGUGUCGGAGCAGAGCGGAGCCGAGAAGGAGGUCACAGAGAUCUCCAUGGGAGAAUUCCUCCUGCAUUCCUCUGUGGUCUGGCUCAACCCCCUCCCUGCGCUGGGCCGAAUGAGGAAGGAUCCCGAGCUCACGGUGUUCGUGUUCAAGAGAGCCGUGAUACUGGUGUACCGGGAGAGCAACAAGAUGAAGAAGAAGAUGCAGGCUUCCACACGAUCGGCCUAUUCCCAUGGCGACCUGGAUCCCUUCAAAUUCCGUUGGCUGAUCCCCCUGUCAGCCCUACAGGUGCGAUUGGGUAACAGCACAGGAGCAGAGAGUAACUGCACCUGGGAGCUGGUCCACACCAAGUCUGAAGUGGAGGGCCGACCGGAGACUGUGUUCCAGCUGUGCAGCAGCCUCCCGGAAAGCAAGGCCAGCAUGGUGAGGGUGAUCCGCUCCCUCCUGAGGGACAGCGUGAAGAGGAACGUCCCGGCAGAGCGGGGGUACAGGGAGCGGCUGCCCCCCCCACGGGGCGCAGCGUACACCUCCGUCAGGACAGGCUCAUCCCGGACCGCCUGGCUGAGCAAGCAGCCGUCUCCCACCCGCUCCUCCCACGCGGACACACCCAAAGGCGGCCCGCCCGACUCUGACGAGGGCAGCCUGACCGGCAGCAGCUGUCACCCCGGAGACGACGCUGUCCCCGCCGGUCUCCCGGGACGAUCGGGGGGAGAGGACGAUGAGGCCAACGCCAUCGAGGCCCUGCUCCAGAGGCUGCAGAUCACAGAGGCGCGGCCGGACACUCCGCAGGGGCAGCCGAAAGCGGGCAGCUCACGGCCGGGCCCCGGGACAGCAGGGCGGAGGAACAGCAGCCCCAGCGGCAGCCAGGAGGGGGCGCCACACGACGACGGCCCCUACGUGGACCUCAACACGCUGCUGGGAAGGGACUUCAGCGUGCAGAGCCUGGCUUCUGUGGUCAAUGAGGAGUGCUUCUUUAACACGGCCGAGAGCAUGCCAGGCCUAUAG